Anopheles aquasalis is the source of this 1675-nucleotide messenger RNA. Its product is annotated as RING finger protein 121. The record is from RefSeq and is a predicted model, not a curated record. NCBI's taxonomy places the organism in Eukaryota, Metazoa, Arthropoda, Insecta, Diptera, Culicidae. Gene Ontology annotation, molecular function: metal ion binding; ubiquitin protein ligase activity. Gene Ontology annotation, cellular component: endoplasmic reticulum membrane; Golgi membrane. Gene Ontology annotation, biological process: ERAD pathway.
UCCAGACGAAAACAGACCCGAUUAUUUUUUGGCCGAAAAAUAGAAAUCGCCACGCGAUGAAGAUUAAUUGUACAAACAGUGGAGCAUAAAUAUAUCAACCGAACAAGUACAACCUCGUGACCGGAGUACGGAAUCAUCGCAAGUUACUGUAACUGCUGCAAAUAGUGUUUAUCGCGAUGAACUUGCACGAGCCGGUAGAUCCAAACAAGCCUCUCGAUGAGCUCACACCGGAAGAAAAGAUGAGGCUCGAGCACAUAAAGAUGUACGAGAAGCAUAAGGGGCAUGAGUCAAUGCACAUGGAGAUGGUUGUGAUACUGCUGGUCACGCUCAUAAUCGCCCAGAUUGUGUUGGUAGAGUGGAAGAAGCGACACUAUCGGUCCUACUCGCUGAUGACACUGCUUGCCCUAUGGGUGAUACCGUUCGUGUUAAGCCUGCGCAGCCAGUACUGGCGGUUCAUCUUCUUCUGGCUCAUCUUCAGCUGUAUCACGGGGCUGGUGAUGCGGAAGGCAGUACGCAAACCGGUGGCCGGUACCACACCGCGGCUCGUGUACAAAUGGUUCUACUUCAUCUACAAACUCAGCUACGGUCUCGGUAUCAUCGGUUACAUCGUAAUGAUGUUCACGUUCUUCGGUGUGAACUUUAUCUUUAACCAACCGCCACACACCUGGAUGGACGUAGGGCUGUUGCUCGUGUUCUAUGGGCUGUACUAUGGUGUACUAGGACGCGACAUUUCCGAGAUUGCUGCCGACAAGAUGGCGUGCCAUAUUGGGUACUACACGCCGAAGGGUAUCCCGACGAGGCAUCUCGAGCGGAACGUUUGCGCCGUUUGCGGCAACCAGCUGCUGACGGACGUGAACGAGACGGGCGUGAUCGAGAACACGUACAAGCUGACCUGUGAUCAUGUGUUCCACGAGUUCUGCAUCCGCGGUUGGUGCAUCGUGGGAAAGAAACAAACCUGUCCCUACUGCAAGGAGAAAGUCGACCUGAAGAAGAUGUUUUGCAAUCCGUGGGAACGACCACACGUACUGUACGGUCAGCUGCUGGAUUGGAUUCGGUGGUUAGUUGCCUGGCAACCGCUCAUCCUGUUCAUCGUCCAAGGUAUCAACUGGUUGCUAGGCUUGGAAUAGUGUUCAAACCAACGAAACCUCGCCAAAAGGACUCGUGUAUGUCUUUCGCUUGUAUUUUACCUUCUGCGGGGUGUCCUGGAAACGGAACAACGGGACAGGGUUCGUACAUUAGUCAGUGUGAUGCCACCGCAGACCGCACGAUCUGUUUUCUACCAAAAAUGACCGAGAGACGAAAGAGCGAGGAAGUAACCACGAACCUGCGUUCACAGCUCUGGGGUCCGUUUGCUACGCCUGUCUAAAUUCCGCGAGCGAAGCAUACAGUCGUGACUUCUUAUUUAUACCAUCUUCGUUACCGAAAUUGAAACGAGAUUUCCUACCCGUGAAAUGAUGCCCCUGAUGAACUGGUAUGUCUGUGUCUGUUUGAACGAUUGCCACCUAAGUUAAGUUGUAAGUUAGCAUUUUUCGUGAUUUUAAGUGCAUCGUUUGAGUGUCUGCGUUUAUGAGUAAGCGACGUACGAUUUGUUCCUUCAUCCUCCUUACGACUUUGAUCGACGAUUUUCCUAGCAAUACGCAUACCUAAAUGGUAAAAUACAAAUUACGAAAACGCC